UAUCCCCGACGUAAACAAACCCUCACAGCUGCUCAAAAUCGUGUCUGCGAAAAUGAACAUCUUGAGACCUCCAACAACAUGGAUAAAUGGUCGUUGUUAUCGCAUAAUUAGUCCCGUGUCAAGCCAGGUGACAACUGGAUAUAUGGAAGAGGAUGCCUAUGGAUUUGAAGAUGCAGUAUACCAGGAUGAGGUAGAGUGUGGUGGGGAACUUCCUGAAAUUCAAGUUGAAGUGCUGAAGAAUGGAAAAUUCCAAACUUCGAUACCCGUUCCAAGCACAUAUUUUUCAUACAUCAUUGGAGCAAAAGGAGCUACAAAGAAAAGAAUUGAAACAGACACAUACACGAAUAUUCAUAUACCUGGAAAAGGACAAGUCGGAGAUAUUGUGGUGGUCGGGAAGGAUAUGAAGACUGUGCGUCAGGCGCGAUUGAAAGUUGAAUUACUAGUGGAUCAGGCUCGGAAAAAACAGCCAUUCACACAUUUCCUGUCGAUACCUUUUAACAAGCCGAAUAUUCAAGAGAAGUUCUUGGAAUUUAAGAAAGGAGUUCUUGAGAAAUGUGGGGAAAGCAGAGGUGUCGAUGAAUCUAUAUUCCAGGAUCCUAAUAAGCUUCAUUUAACAUUAUGUGUGAUGGUGCUUGCUGAUGACCGGGAACGGCGUCAGGCUGUCGAAACUCUCAAUAUGUGUCCCGAAAAUGUCUUAAAACGACUUUUAGCUGGAGAAAAACUACGCUUAGAAAUGAAAGGAAUUGAAUACAUGAACGAUGACCCGGGUGAAGUGGAUGUAUUAUAUGGCCAAGUAAAUGCUCUGAGCUGGUCGCAUUCUCUCCAGACGAUAGCAGACUCUCUGGUUGAGGAAUUUGUCAAGGCCGGUUUAGUAACCAAACAGUAUGAAAGAGUGAAGCUGCACAUAACCCUGAUGAAUACAAUCUUUAGGAGAGAUUCAGAUGGAGUCACAGAAGCAAAGGCUGGACGGGACCGUGAAACUUUCUCAGCACGACAAAUCUUGGAGGAAUUUCAAGACUAUUAUUUUGGAGAGAUGGAAAUCGAGGAGGUCCACCUUUCUGUCCGUUACACAACUGCCAAUAAUGGAUUCUACUCUGCGUCGGGAAAGAUACAGGUGUUGCCCGCAGCCGAGGGGUAGUCUAGAGAUUAGAAGAAGAUUUUGUUAUCUCUUGCUGUGAUGAAUAAUACCUAAAAUAUGUGAAAAAUUGGAUUUGAAGGGAUUAUUUUUAUGUUGGUAAUAAUGUAGCUGUGCAAAUUAUGUUAAUGUUGAUGGUAAUGUAUCAUUAUGUGUUAUAUCACUCGCAUCAUUUUAUUCGAGGUGGGGGCAGUCCUCAAUUAAGAAUAGUGGCCUACAAGGGUAUCUUGUGAAUUAUUUUCCAGAAUUGUAAAGUUAUCUGUAUUCAAAAUUUUAUUUGGUUAAAAUCAUUGAAAAUCUAGAUUCACAGUAAGCUGUGAAAUGAAAAUGUUUAAAUUUAUUACUUUGAAUUAUAUGAAGAAAAUUUA
Penaeus indicus is the source of this 1503-nucleotide messenger RNA. Its product is annotated as activating signal cointegrator 1 complex subunit 1-like. NCBI's taxonomy places the organism in Eukaryota, Metazoa, Arthropoda, Malacostraca, Decapoda, Penaeidae. The transcript is spliced from 8 exons. Gene Ontology annotation, biological process: DNA alkylation repair; regulation of DNA-templated transcription. Gene Ontology annotation, cellular component: nucleus. The record is from RefSeq and is a predicted model, not a curated record. Gene Ontology annotation, molecular function: RNA binding. The coding region runs from base 53 to 1138 and encodes 361 amino acids.